AACGGCGUGCAAAACCGACUCCAACGCUGCUAGUGCCCGCUGCAAGUUGCCACCACUGCUUCUCUACUGUCUAUUCUUCUUCUUUGUGGAUCUCUGUUCUUCAAAACUACUAAUUUCCGAAACAUUUUUUCGUAUCAUACUACUAUACCAGAACAAAAGACAACCGGAAGUGGCAGGGAUGAAGGACGCGGAACACCUCGAUGACAUGAACAACUUGGCUGAAACUAAGUCAGACACGGAAAACCCUAGUUCUUCCGAUUCCGAGUCGUCCGACGAUGACGCCGAAGAUCUCCAACUGGAAACCCUAGAGAAGGAACUCGCGGAGAACCCUUCGAGUUACGACACCCACGUUCAAUACAUAAGGACUCUGAGGAAACUCGGCCUCAUUGAGAACCUACGUGAAGCGAGGGAGUCGAUGAAUAUUUUGUUCCCUUUGAGCCCUGCAAUGUGGCGGGAAUGGGCGAAGGACGAAGCUUCGCUAAACACCGGACCUGAGGCCUUUGCUGUAAUUGAAAAACUUUAUGAGCGAGGAGUGCAUGAAUAUCUGUCUGUAUCUCUUUGGUGCGACUAUGUAAAUUUUGUUCAAGAACAUGAUCCAUCAGUACGGGAAUGUUCAUCAGAUGGCAUCAAGAAGAUGAGGGACUUAUUUGAGCGUGCUCUUACUGCUGGUGGAUUGCAUCUUGUUGAAGGCAAUAAAAUCUGGGAAGCAUACAGAGAAUUUGAACUAAAUAUAUUUCAUACUAUUGAUGAUAACAACAAUGAGGGAAAAGAAAAGCAAAUUCAAUGCAUUCGAAGCAUAUUCCAUCGUCAGUUAUCUGUACCACUUGAUGACCUAAGAUCAACCCUUCUUGCUUACAAAGCUUGGGAGGUCAAACAUGGGAAUCUUCAUGAAAGCAACUGUUCUGACUUGGAUGGAAUCCCCAGUCAUGUUACCUCAGCAUACCAGAAGGCCAUGGAAAUGUAUAAUGCUCGUAUACCUUAUGAGCAACAGAUAUCUAAGCAGGAUGCAUUUGACACAGAGAAGCUUCAACACUUCACGACCUACCUGAAGUUUGAACAGUCCUGUGGUGAUCCAGCUCGCAUUCAACUUCUAUACGAACGCGCUGUUGCAGUAUUUCCUAUAUCAAGUGACCUUUGGAUUGAAUAUACUCAGUAUUUAGAUCACACCCUGAAGAUUCCAAAUGUUGCAAAGUGUGUUUAUUCCAGGGCCACAAGAAAUUGUACCUGGAUCGGGGAACUUUGGGUUCGAUAUUUGCUUUCCUUGGAACGUGCUCAUGCCUCUGAGGAGGAGUUGUCUACCGUUUUUGAGCAAUCACUACAAUGUUCUUUCUCAAGCAUUGACGAGUAUCUGGAUUUAUUCCUCACUCGAGUGGAUGGUUUACGGCGAAGAAUUUCUCCCACUAAUGCGGAAGAUGGCCUUGAUUGCACAGUGUUCAGGGACACAUUUCAGCGUGCCAAAGAAUACAUCUCUCCACACCUAAAGAGUACUGAUGAUUUAUUGCAUCUGCAUGCUUAUUGGGCUCAUUUAGAGUUAAAUCUUGCUAAGGAUCUGGUUGCAGCUCGUGGAGUUUGGGAGAGCCUUCUGAAGACCAGUGGUUCAAUGUUGGAAGCCUGGCAAAGCUAUAUCAGAAUGGAAAUUGAAGCAGGUCAUAUAAAAGAUGCUAGGUCUAUCUAUAAGAGAUGCUACAGUAAAAGAUUUAGUGGGACUGGUUCAGAGGACAUAUGUCAUUCUUGGUUGCGUUUUGAGAGGAAGUUUGGCUCAUUGGAAGAUUUUGACUUUGCUGUAAGGAAGGUGACUCCACGCCUGGAAGAGCUUCGAUUAUUUAGAGCACAACAGGAAUCCAAGAAUGUUUCUAUUACAACUGCGAAAGAGAUUCCUGCAGAUGUUGUUUCCCAAAAAAGGAAAUCAGGUAGAAGAUUAACGGAUGAACAACCUCAACUGAAGCGGCAGAAAUAUGCAGCAUAUCACUCAGAGGGAGCAUUGGUGAAAGAUACAACAAAGAAGUCAACAGAAGAAGAUGAUGCGAAACCUAUUGAUGGCAAGACCAACAAACUUGAACCCACAGAUGAGCAAAGGAUCAAUGGUUCUACAUCAAAGAAAACAAAGUACACAGAUCAGUGCACUGUGUUUGUUUCAAAUCUCAGCUUUGAGGCCAAGGAGGAACACCUACGUGAUUUUUUCAGUGAUGUUGGUGGAGUUACCGCUAUUCGUAUACUGAGAAACAAGUUCAAUGGAAAAUCAAGGGGACUGGCAUAUGUCGAUUUCUCCGAUGAAAUACAUCUUGUGGCAGCUGUAUCAAAGAACAAAAAGCAAUUGCUAGGAAAGAAAUUGAAUAUUGUACGGUCAGAUCCAAAACAGAGCCAAAAACAAGAUUCCUCUAGAAGCAACACCAUUACAGAGCAUGGUAAAAGAACAACUGCUGGGGAAGAUGCUCCAGACGAAAAGCAUGAUAUAGAAGGAUCUGUUGAAGCCGAUAAAGAGUCUGUUGCACCUCAUGUGCCAUCCUCACAUUCUCAUAGGCGUGGAGAGACUGUCUAUCCCAGGGGUAAGAGCACAUCCACUAUGGUGCCAAGAGCUGUUGUCCGACCCCUUGGGUGGGGCAAGAAUGAACCAAGGAGUGAAGGAGAUGAGAAACCAAAAUCAAAUGAUGAAUUCAGGGAAAUGUUCCUCAAAACUGAGUGAUAAUUCAGGAAAUAUCCAGUCUGAGUGUCCUAUUUUUUGUUGAGUGGAUAUUCAAUUAUUCAGUUGUAAUCUAUAAAAAGAUACAUGGGCUCCAGGCAAAGUCCAGAUAUGCUGAUUACCUACGAGUUGGUUUCUUUGCUGGAUCUGGGUAGAGGUUCAAAGUAUCAGCAUAUCAGUGCCAAUGAUCGAAUGGGCUCGCCAAAGAGCGCGUCCCAUAGUUGUUACGUGCUUUAUCAGCACAUGAUGGACAAUUUCAUUUUAUUGUUCAUAAUCAUUCAUGGGUGCUCUCUUUGCGAACUACAGUCCAUGUCUAAUGGUGUAAAGGACAUUUGCAUGCAGAACAUCACAAUCAGCAUGAUAAAUAUUAGCUCCAUGCUCGA
This is a messenger RNA of Nelumbo nucifera (sacred lotus), 3063 nucleotides long. RefSeq lists its product as uncharacterized. Gene Ontology annotation, biological process: RNA processing. Gene Ontology annotation, cellular component: nucleus. Gene Ontology annotation, molecular function: protein binding; RNA binding. The record is from RefSeq and is a predicted model, not a curated record. NCBI's taxonomy places the organism in Eukaryota, Viridiplantae, Streptophyta, Magnoliopsida, Proteales, Nelumbonaceae.